AUCAAGUUCAGCAGCUUCAGCAGUUCGUUCGAUUGAAUGAUGAGUUACGCGAGUACAGGUGUAGAGUGCGACAACGCAAAAUAAUCCGCUCACAAUUUUUGCACACGACUACACUCAACUACAGUAGGCUUAACAUAUUAUAGCUUUUAUAAAUGCACGUUAUGUAUCGGUGGUAAGAGCAAGAGAGAGAGAGAAGAGAGAGAGUUGUCGACCGACGACGAAGAGGUGCAGAGAGUGCAGUGCAGACAUCGGUAAUCGCGACAGAGAAAUCUCUGGUCGCGAACUUGCGAGGGUUCAGUGAACAUCUGUGUGUUGCCUUACGCGUCUACUUAUCUAUUCGAUAAUCAGCAGAUUGCAAGACUCUUCACCGCAACCGACAAGUCGUAGAGGUACUUGCCCUCCGGUAAAGGGCAAGGACUCUCAAGUAACCACAUCAGUUGGGUCCUAACACGUCCUAAUGGCUGUCACGGUUAAGUCGGACACCUAGCCAGCCCGCCAGGUCUACAACGUCUACGGGCGUCUACCUUCUUAUUCUUCCCUUCGUUGUGUACUGUUAUCAUAUUAAUCCACCCCCAACUUGUGGAACAAGUGCAAGAUUGUCGCGGGGUGAUUAUUGUUUUGGAGGCGCGUGAAAGAGACGAGUUGGAAGGAGAAAGAGAGAGGAAGAGUGAGUCCGGUCUUGUGAUGCCGAGCGGCGACUCGCUCAUCCGCUGGGCGAGUUCCAUUGACUAUUACGGCGCUGUCUGAAUCGGGGGAUAACGCGAGGAUGCCGGUCAAGGUGGACGUCGUGCCGCCACCGCCGGCAAACUCGAAACAGCCGGGUGUCACCAAGUCGCUCCUCUACAACGGCUCUAGGUUUCAGGGCUCCCAAAAGUCCAAAGGCAACAGCUAUGAUGUCGAGGUCGUCUUGCAGCACGUGGAUGAGGAGAACAGUUACCUUUGUGGCUAUCUUAAAAUAAAAGGUCUUACCGAGGAAUUUCCGACGUUAACUACCUUUUUUGAUGGAGAAAUUAUCUCUAAAAAGUAUCCGUUUCUCACGCGUAAAUGGGAUGCGGAUGAAGAUGUGGAUAAAAAGCAUUGGAGCAAAUUUGACUCGUUUUGUCAGUAUGCCAAAACCUUUAAUUCUGAUACAUUUGAUUACGAAGCAUUAAAGGGAACUGAUUACGUUUUUAUGAGAUGGAAAGAGCACUUUUUAGUACCUGAUCAUACAAUCAAAGAUAUCAACGGUGCCUCUUUUGCAGGCUUUUAUUACAUUUGUUUCCAAAAAUCUGCUGCUUCCAUUGAAGGUUACUACUACCAUCGCAGUUCUGAAUGGUAUCAAUCCUUGAAUCUUAGGCACGUGCCAGAACAUAGUAUACAGAUCUACGAGUUCAGGUGAAAAAAGGAAUGCACGCCGUCCACUUUGAAGACAGCUCCGUGAUUCAUUCCUCGACUAGGUUCUUGCGCGCUCUGAACUUUCGUGAUGGUUCUUGUAAUGUUUUUGCGUUAAUUUAUCAUAACACGCGUUUGUUCUUUGAUAAGCAGACUAGUGCCUCACACAUUGGUAAGUGAUAGUAAAAGCUAAUGCGCUUAAUAUUAUUUGCAUCCACUUUUUUUUUCCUACAGCAUUAAAACAAUAAAGCUAAUGUGUUUUUUUGCUUUAUUCGCGUUGUACCACUUAUGGUAUUCUUUUGAUGAAAUUUUUACAAAAUUCGCGAGAUAAUUGUAUUGAUAGAAAAAUUAUUGUUGACACAUGCUAAGACUUACACUAAAUAAUUUUUUUAUUUGUAGUACUUUAACCAUCUUUUUAAUAACUUCUGAUUAGUUAAACAAUUUUAGAAUAAUUUCCUACCUAGUCAAGCAACAAGAUUCAAAUUUUGUAGCUUUUAAUGUAUUAAAAUGUUUGAUUUCAACAGAUUUAAAUGUCACUAUAUUACAACAACUUUAGUUGAGAAGCAUAUUUAUUUUAUGGAUAAAAGUUGAUUGUAAAUCAAAAGAUUAUAAUCAUUUGAAAUCUGUUUGAAUCAAAUAGGUAACUCAUGAC
Messenger RNA from Copidosoma floridanum, 2023 nucleotides. Its product is annotated as glucose-induced degradation protein 4 homolog. NCBI's taxonomy places the organism in Eukaryota, Metazoa, Arthropoda, Insecta, Hymenoptera, Encyrtidae. The record is from RefSeq and is a predicted model, not a curated record. Gene Ontology annotation, cellular component: GID complex. Gene Ontology annotation, biological process: protein catabolic process in the vacuole; proteasome-mediated ubiquitin-dependent protein catabolic process; negative regulation of gluconeogenesis.